AUGGCAAUGCAUGCGAACACCUCCCCAUCAGCGAUCAUCCAUUCCAAGGCUCAACUGGACCUUGUUCGCUCAACACAAACACAUUCGCGUGAAAUCAACUCAAACGACCAGUUUAAGGUUCUGGAACACACUUGGUUGUUGGCUCAGCCUGUUCCUUACCCCGAUUUGGGCCCCGCCCACUACCCUUCAUCCAGCAGACCCCGCCCACUGUCUUCAACUCAGCAGAACCCGCCCACUGCCCUCCACCCAGCAGACCCCGCCCACUGCCCUCCACCCAGCAGACCCCGCCCACUGCCCUCCACCCAGCAGAACCCGCCCACUGCCCUCCCACCCAGCAGACCCCGCCCACUGCCCUCCACCCAGCAGACCCCGCCCACUGCCCUCCACCCAGCAGAACCCGCCCACUGCCCUCCACCCAGCAGACCCCGCCCACUGCCCUCCAUCCAGCAGACCCCGCCCACUGCCCUCCAUCCAGGCAGACCCCACCCACUGCCCUCCACCCAGGCAGACCCCACCCACUGCCCUCCAUCCAGCAGACCCCGCCCACUGCCCUCCACCCAGGCAGACCCCGCCCACUGCCCUCCAUCCAGCAGACCCCGCCCACUGCCCUCACCCAGGCAGACCCCGCCCACUGCCCUCCAUCUAGCAGACCCCGCCCACUGCCCUCCAUCUAGCAGACCCCGCCCACUGACCUCAAAACCCAGGCAGACCCCACCCACUGCCCUCCACCCAGCAGACCCCGCCCACUGCCCUCCAUCCAGCAGACCCCGCCCACUGCCCUCCACCCAGGCAGACCCGCCCACUGCCCUCCACCCAGGCGGACCCCGCCCACUGCCCUCCACCCAGGCGGACCCCGCCCACUGCCCGCCAUCCAGCAGACCCCGCCCACUGCCCUCCAUCCAGCAGACCCCGCCCACUGCCCUCCACCCAGGCGGACCGCGCCCACUGCCCUCCACCCAGGCAGACCCCGCCCACUGCCCUCCACCCAGGCAGACCCCGCCCACUGCCCUCCACCCAGGCAGACCCCGCCCACUGCCCUCCACCCAGGCGGACCCCGCCCACUGCCCUCCACCCAGGCGGACCCCGCCCACUGCCCUCCAUCCAGCAGACCCCGCCCACUGCCCUCCAUCCAGCAGAACCCGCCCACUGCCCUCCACCCUGCAGACCCCGCCCACUGCCCUCCACCCAGGCAGACCCCGCCCACUGCCCUCCAUCCAGCAGACCCCGCCCACUACCCUCCACCCAGGCAGACCCCGCCCACUGCCCUCCACCCAGGCAGACCCCGCCCACUGCCCUCCACCCAGGCAGACCCCGCCCACUGCCCUCCACCAGGCUGACCCCGCCCACUGCCCUCCACCCAAGCUGACCCCGCCCACUGCCCUCCAUCCAGCAGACCCCGCCCACUGCCCUCCACCCAGGCGGACCCCGCCCACUGCCCUCCACCCAGGCGGACCCCGCCCACUGCCCUCCACCCAGGCUGACCCCGCCCACUGCCCUCCACCCAGGCGGACCCCGCCCACUGCCCUCCAUCCAGCAGACCCCGCCCACUGCCCUCCACCCAGGCGGACCCCGCCCACUGCCCUCCACCCAGGCUGA
Molecule: messenger RNA, 1596 nt
Organism: Procambarus clarkii (red swamp crayfish)
Lineage: Eukaryota; Metazoa; Arthropoda; Malacostraca; Decapoda; Cambaridae
Source: RefSeq, a predicted model, not a curated record